AUGGAUGCCCACGACGACGUCAUCAUGGACGGCGAGGACCAUCGCAUGACCGAUGGGCCCUUGGCCUCCAAUGGCUUCAGGGACGCGACGACGGGCGAGAGCUCGCUGGAGACGACCAACGUCCAGAGCACAGCGGGCACGUCCAAGGGCGAGGAGGAGGAGGAGGAGGAGGGCGGCAGUUCUAGCCAGCUCGUGUACCCAGAGCACUUCCGUCGUCGCGGGCUACUCCCCACAGGGUGCUGCUAUGAUGAUCGCAUGAAGCUGCAUGCCAACGCCGACUUUGGGCCUAAUCCGCACCAUCCGGAAGAUCCUUCGCGCAUCGAGCACAUCAUGCAGACCUUUAAGAAGGCCGGGCUUGUCUUUACCGGGUCGGAUGCCGAGCUGGCACGUAUUAUCAAAACUGAGCCGACGAAGUACAUGUGGAGGAUUCCUGCACGACCGGCUACCAAGGAGGAGAUCUGCAUGGUUCACCACCCGAGACACUAUCUCUGGGUCGAGGAGCUGUCGCGCAAGUCUACCCAAGAGCUGCGCCAUCUCUCUGCCAUCAUGGACCAAGGUCGCGAUUCGCUUUACGUCGGGAGCAUGACCUACGAAGCAUCCCUCAUCUCAGCUGGCGGCGCGAUCGAGACGUGCAAGAGCGUGGUCACUGGCGUAGUGAAGAACGCCUUCGCCAUUAUCCGGCCCCCAGGUCACCACGCCGAGUAUGACCAGCCCAUGGGCUUCUGCCUCUUCAACAACGUCCCAAUUGCCGCCAAAAUUUGCCAGGCCGACUAUCCGGACCUCUGCCGCAAGAUUCUUAUCCUGGACUGGGACGUCCACCACGGCAACGGCAUCCAAAACCUCUUCUACGACGACCCCAACAUCCUCUACAUCUCGCUUCACGUCUACCGCAACGGCGAGUUCUAUCCCGGUAAGCCCGACAACCCGAUGACGCCAGACGGAGGGAUCGAGCAUUGCGGUGCGGGGCCCGGCCUGGGCAAGAACGUCAACAUCGGCUGGCAUGACCAGGGUAUGGGUGACGGCGAGUACAUGGCGGCUUUCCAGAAGAUCGUCAUGCCCAUCGCGCACGAGUUCAACCCCGACUUGGUGAUCAUCUCGGCCGGUUUUGAUGCCGCCGCGGGCGAUGAGCUCGGCGCCUGCUUUGUGACUCCUGCAUGCUACGCCCACAUGACGCAUAUGUUGAUGUCCCUUGCGGGAGGAAAGGUUGCGGUGUGCCUAGAGGGCGGGUACGAUCUUGAAGCAAUCUCGAAAUCAGCGCUGGCCGUUGCCCAGACGCUCAUGGGCGAACCGCCGCCGAAGAUGGAGAUCCCCAAGAUCAGUCGCGAGGCGGCCAAGGUGUUGGCCAAGGUGCAGGCGUAUCAUGCGCCAUAUUGGGAGUGCAUGCGGCCCGGCGUGGUGGAUGUCCAGGAGCUGCAGCUACAGGAUUCGUCGAGGCUGCAUGAUGUAGUCAGGCGUGCGCAGCGGCAGGUGCUGAGUGAGAAGCAUGGGAUGCUGCCGUUGUAUAUCCAGCGGGAUGUGCUGUAUAAGUCGUUUGAGAACCAGGUGCUGGUGACGAGAGGCAUUUCGGAGGCGAGGAGAUUGUUGGUUAUUGUGCAUGAUCCUCCGGAACUUCAUGCGCAGCCUGAUCCACUUGAUAACCGUGUUGAGCCGCACAAUGCUUGGGUGACCGAUGGCGUCCUCCGCUACAUCGACUGGGCCAUCAGCAAGGACUUUGCCGUCAUGGACAUCAAUGUACCGCACUACAUCACGCAUCCUGAGGACACCGAUGCCUACACCCCGCGCGCUGACGAGCGCACGCUGCAAGCCCAGAUCCAGGACCUCAUGUGCUACAUCUGGGACAACUACCUCCAGCUGUAUGACUGCGUCGAAGACAUCUUCCUCAUGGGCGUGGGCAACGCCUAUCUCGGUAUUAAGAUGCUCCUGAUUUAUAGGCCGGACGUCAAACGCCGCGUCUCCGGCGUAGUCAACUUCGUGAACGGCGCCCUCCGCCCCGUCAAGUCGGACGUCGACACGGAGCUGUCCCAAUGGUAUAAGAACAACUCGCAGGUCUAUGUCACGAACGACCAUGCCUGCUGGGCCGACGCCGACCUGGCACGCAAAGUCCUCAAGCGUCGUUUCGGCAACGUCAUUCGUAGCGAGGCUAAGGGCCUCUCAGCGAUGAUGGCGACACACUUCCAGGACGUACAGCAGUUUAUUCUGGAGAGGAUGACGCCGCCUGAGGAGGUGGGUGAGACCACUGAGGAGGAGAAGGCUUGA
Messenger RNA from Thermochaetoides thermophila DSM 1495, 2256 nucleotides. RefSeq lists its product as uncharacterized. Bases 1 to 2256 code for a protein of 751 amino acids. Gene Ontology annotation, biological process: chromatin organization. Lineage: Eukaryota; Fungi; Ascomycota; Sordariomycetes; Sordariales; Chaetomiaceae. Gene Ontology annotation, cellular component: histone deacetylase complex. The transcript has 4 exons. The record is from RefSeq and is a predicted model, not a curated record. Gene Ontology annotation, molecular function: histone deacetylase activity.